AAUAAAUUCACCUGUCAUAGCUUUGAGUUCUCAGUUCUGGGGCAGAAAACCCUCAUUUAGUGGCCAUGGCUUUAAAGGCAACACUGACUUGGCUUUGCUCACUUGCAGUCUUGUCCUCCUGUGUGGCUCAUGAAACUAUUCCGCUCAACUGCAGCUCACAAGCUGAACUCUGGGAACGUUUGUCAGCUGAUCUCAGUGUGGCAGUAGAGUGUGGCGAAAACCCACCAUCUUCUUGGACUGCACAGCAGACAGCUGCACUGGAGCUCUACAUGAGGAAUCUGACGGAUACUCUGCACAAACACCAGCUGAAAGAAUGCCAAGGAUCUGAGCCAACACAAUGCAAGGAAGCUGAAGUGCCAAAAAACGGGGGGCUAGCAUGUGCCACUGUUGCCAACAAACGUUACUGCAAACCCAUGUGCAACUAUGGUUAUGAUUUUGGUUUUCUGAGAAAAAGACGUGUUUUUGAUGAAUGUAGUGGGCAAACAGGAUAUCAGUGGCAGAGCCAGUACGUAGGAGGAAACAAGCUGGCUGAGUGCAUCGAAGCAUCUAUUCAAGUCUCAGGAGCAACAACUGCAUAUUUUCCAAAAGAUCAGGACUGCAUAACAACCAAGAGCAGCAGUCAAAUGCAGAAUCGCAUCCGUGAAGAUUUUACUGCUGAGCUGAAGGGUAAAGGCAUACAAGGAGAGCUGAAGUAUGCCUGUCUUGUAUGCGGUUAAACAUGACAGAGAACCGUGUCAUGAAAAUGGGUAUAAAAGGACCUCCUGCUGCAGUAAAAACAUUUUAAUAAAUACUUGAACAUGGA
This is a messenger RNA of Maylandia zebra (zebra mbuna), 802 nucleotides long. RefSeq lists its product as uncharacterized. The record is from RefSeq and is a predicted model, not a curated record. NCBI's taxonomy places the organism in Eukaryota, Metazoa, Chordata, Actinopteri, Cichliformes, Cichlidae.